AUGGUGGUUGGCUAUGUGAAGGUUAGGGAUAUAGUGGAGGCCAAGAGGCUGUUUGAUGAAAUGCCUCAGAGGAAUGUUGCAUCAUGGAAUGCGAUGAUAUGGGAUUUUGUUAAGGCUGGUGACAUGGCUACUUCAAGGUUCUUGUUCGACCAAGCUCUAGAAAAGGAUGUUGGUGAUACAUACACGUAUAAGGUUGCUGCUUCUCUCGAAAAAGCCUUGCAGGGAUUUGAGCAUGUGUAUGGUGAUAUUGUGAGUGGAGUCAUAGAUGUCAAUGAAUUAGGGUUCUUGGUUAAGCAUAUGAAAGGUAUGGUGAGGAAGAUGGAUAGGUAUGUUAGUAACAUUACGAAUUUGUAUAGUGAAAUGGAGGUUUUGAAUCAAUAG
Molecule: messenger RNA, 381 nt
Organism: Arachis stenosperma
Lineage: Eukaryota; Viridiplantae; Streptophyta; Magnoliopsida; Fabales; Fabaceae
Product: pentatricopeptide repeat-containing protein At3g29230-like
Exons: 4
Coding region: 1-381 (126 amino acids)
Molecular function (GO): protein binding
Source: RefSeq, a predicted model, not a curated record